AUGUCCCGCCGUCUGCCCGCACGAACCUGGACUCCAUAUCGCGAUGAAAAUGCUCAACCGGUGUAUCGAAGACGCAAAUUCUUUCGAUAUGACGCGCUUGAUUCCAGGAAUCCCAAAGCUAUACGACUUGUUCGUGUGAAGGGAGCGCUGUGCAAUGGCUUUAUCGAUUGCGAAAUCUGGCACUCUGAUACUUCCAGCGGGUACUCUGCGCUUUCAUACGUCUGGGACCGUCCGGGAGGGCGUCAUCACAUACUCUUGAAUGGACGGACUUUCCGCGUUGAAAAGAAUCUCUGGGAUUUCUUGGACGUAGCAAGGAGGCACUUGACCAACACAACCAUUUGGGUUGACGCAAUCUGCAUCGCCCAGGAUGACCUCCACGAGAAGAAUCACCAGGUCCAGAUGAUGUCAACCAUCUAUUCACAAGCAAAGAAGGCAUUUAUAUGGCUCGGGUCAGAAUGGAGCUUUGCAGGCCAAGCGCUGAAGUUAAUCAAUACAAACGCCGGCUCAAGCGAUGUGGACAUCAUCGAAGCCUGCAUGCAAAACCAUGGGUUUUGGGAGGGGCUCAACGAGAUACAUCGAUCGGAUUACUGGCACCGAGCUUGGAUUUUACAGGAAUUCGUACUGCCGCGGCAGGGCAUACUGAUGGCGAACGAGCAUUUCACCGACUUUGAAGCCUUUCAAAAACUAAUUGGGCGUAUCGAGCUCAUCCUAAGCACGGCUCACUCCACGAGCAGCUUGAGUUCCAUUGGCCAGAGCUUUUACUCGACGGUCACUCUUGGAGGUAGAGAUUUAUGGUUGAUGAGGCAGAAAGCUGCCAAGGACCAGCGGCUGAAUCUGUUCAACUAUCACACUUAUAACGGAACCCGUGGCGCGCACUGGCUCAUGCCCAAAGCAUGCAGUAAUGUUAAGGACAGGUUAUUCGCCAUCCUCGCGUUCACGAAGCACGGGUCAAGCUUUAAAGUGGACUACCACCUGAACCCUCUCGAUAUCCUUCUGGAAAGCAUAUGGCUGGAACACACCGACCGAAUAUCGAUGGUUGAACAAUUGAGCCUGACAGCAUGCCUACUGAACAUAACACCCCUGAGCAUUAUGCUGUAUUCGGACAGGAGGCAGCAGAUGCUCAGAGAUACUUGCAGCGGCAAGACUGUGGCGAUUCCUGCGGAUGUAGACCCCCUGCAUUCACGUUCUGCAAGUUCAAAACUCGACAGCGAGAGAUGGCUGAGGCUCGCUGCUCCAAGUCGCGAGAUCUCGGGCAGAUUUUGGGAUCCAUGGUCUUCAUGCGCUUCCGAAGGGGAGGAAGUGACUCUCCUAAACGGACUGUAUGUUCCUCGGAAAGCUCGUAGACGAUUUGCACUAUCAUUUGACGGGUCUGACGUCUUUCUGGUGGUCGCCGUCUCCUUGGCCGACCAUGGGCCAACUGAACCCAAACUCGCCUCCCCACUGGACCGGGAUACGGUCUUCGUCAAUGACGACCUCACCGAUGACGAAUUUCUGGAGCAGCGACCGAAGUGCUGUCGAGUCCAUCGCAUUUAUGACGCUACUUGCACGCCGAAGCCCAUGAGGGUGUAUUAUGCGUUGCUGGAAAAUCCUUUGAUGCUUACCGAAGUACUACCCCGAACCUUUGACGAUGGACAGGAAGCUACAGAUGGGUCGAUGACCUCGGUAGGGAGCCGCUGA
Messenger RNA from Exophiala xenobiotica, 1677 nucleotides. RefSeq lists its product as uncharacterized. The transcript has a single exon. The record is from RefSeq and is a predicted model, not a curated record. The coding region runs from base 1 to 1677 and encodes 558 amino acids. NCBI's taxonomy places the organism in Eukaryota, Fungi, Ascomycota, Eurotiomycetes, Chaetothyriales, Herpotrichiellaceae.